AUGGUCUCCCAAACCAACCCCCAACGAGUCUCUGCCCAGUCAACAGUCUUCCUCGUCAAUGGCGACACCUAUCGCGGCGAAUGGAAUGGAGCCAACAAGCACGGCAACGGCAUCUACCACUAUGCAGCAACAGGAUCUGUCUACGAAGGCGAAUGGCGCAACAACCAACGACAUGGCUACGGCACCUUCUCUAUCAAGGAAUCCACCCCAACAACAACACAAGCAGGAAUCAACCCUAUGCGAAAAGUCUAUGCUGGUGAAUGGGCAUGUGGCAAACGACAUGGCCGUGGAACACACUUCUUUAAAGACGGGUCGAGAUAUGAUGGAUUCUGGGCUAGUGAUGCGAGACAGGGGUUUGGGAAAAUGGAAUUUGCCAAUGGGGAUGUGUAUGAGGGCGAGUGGAAGGAUGGGAAGAGGUGUGGGCAUGGGAUUCUGCUGCUUGGAAAUGGUGAUCGGUACGAAGGAGCGUGGCUGGAAGACAUGAAGGAUGGUCUGGGCCAGUUUAUAUACAAGUACAAGCGACAAGUUUAUGAUGGCGAGUGGGCUCACGAUGUGCCUAAAUGUGGGACUGUGAUGGAUUUGCCGCCCUUGAUUGGACAUCCGCCAAAGAAACAUCCUUUGCCAAAGAUAUGCCUGGAAGAUCCAAUGGAAGUGCUCAGGACACAAAUGAACGAAAUCCAGAUAGAUAGGAGACAACGUAUAGCAGCCAGUGACUUAUAA
Molecule: messenger RNA, 720 nt
Organism: Synchytrium microbalum
Lineage: Eukaryota; Fungi; Chytridiomycota; Chytridiomycetes; Synchytriales; Synchytriaceae
Exons: 3
Coding region: 1-720 (239 amino acids)
Source: RefSeq, a predicted model, not a curated record